This is a messenger RNA of Eubalaena glacialis (North Atlantic right whale), 1131 nucleotides long. RefSeq names its product transmembrane protein 265 (gene TMEM265). Gene Ontology annotation, cellular component: membrane. NCBI's taxonomy places the organism in Eukaryota, Metazoa, Chordata, Mammalia, Artiodactyla, Balaenidae. The record is from RefSeq and is a predicted model, not a curated record. Bases 504 to 833 code for a protein of 109 amino acids. The transcript has 3 exons.
UUCUCUUCUCUCUUGCUCUUGCUAAGACCCUAGUACCUGAUCUCUAACUCAGAAUUAUGUAUCUUUGAGGCAGAAAUCUCCACGCAAGAAGAGGGAAGAAUGGCAAAUCUUAUCUGGUAGGGUACCUUUCCCUAAAGUUUCAAUUUUAAGUCAUUCAGACUCAUACUUUUCCUCUCCUCCCUUCUAUUCCCUUGGUUGCUGGACUUUCCUUGGGAGCUAUCUGAUGCCUCAGACUUUCCCUGCUUUAAUCCCUCUUGCUCAGGUGCUUUCACUCCCUUUCCAGAAGGCAGGCAUUCUACCUCCAGUUACUCCAUCUAGCCAGACUGGUUUGAAUCAGCCACACCCCCUUCCGAGCUUCUGGGGCUCUUCGGAUGGUGGCUGGCCACCCAACCUCACCCCUGGGCUUGGCUUGGAGCCCUGAGUCAGCUCCAUCUCCACCCAAGCCAAAUCAAACCUGAGGCAGGAGCCGAAACUCACAGUUCCUCAAGGCCUAUAGCCAGGUGAUGGAGGACGAGGAGAAGGCAGUGGAGAGCUUGGUGAGCAACACGGAAGCUGCUCGUUCUCCAUCCCCCAUUCGCUGCUGCUCGCUCCGCCUCCGCUACUUGGCAGCUACUAGCAUUAUAUGUGGCUGCUCUUGCCUGGGAGUCGUGGCCCUUGUAUUUGCCAUCAAGGCGGAAGAGCGGCAUAAGGCAGGCCGGUUGGAGGAGGCAGUGCACUGGGGGGCCCGGGCCCGGAGGUUCAUCCUGGCCAGCUUUGCCGUCUGGCUUGCUGUCCUUGUUCUGGGCCCGCUGCUUCUAUGGCUGCUCUCCUACGCCAUCGCCCAGGCUGAGUGACCCUGGCUGGCCUUUGCUGAGAGUCAGCCGAGACAUCCUGGAUCCUGCAAUGCGGCAUUGCUAGGGUCUGGUGCCAACAAUGGUACUUCCUGGCUGGAAGGAUGGUGCCUCUCUCAAAGGGCUUUGGAAGAGAGAGGCAGCAGCUGAGACUGAUGAGGGGAGGUCAGCCUGCUCUGUUCUUUCAGUGCCCACCAUCCCCUAUUCCCCCCAAUCUCCUCCAUCCUAGGGGCCUCUAGGAGGUGGGGUUGAAGCCCAGGCCUGAUUUUAUUAGUAUUUGUUUUGUAAUAAAAAUCUUUUU